AGCCGAGCCCCUCUCGAGCAUCGUCUGCAUAAACUCGUUUGUUUCGGUCGCUGUGGGACGCAUUGUUUCGUCACUGCUUACCCACAGAGAACGUCAUUUGUGUGCGUGCGGCGAUCGCUGAUGGUCUCGGAGUGGUUCGUUGUGUUCUUGUUCGGGAACUCCGGUCUCUGUGCGCGUAGAACUGGCUUGCAGCAAGAGCAUCGCCACCGCUGCAAAAAGAUAUCAAUCCGGCACUAGGCAUGGCCUUCCUGCGUGGAUUUCUGGACAACCUGAGGUCCAAUCGCAUGGAGCCAGAGCCUAACAAGGUGCUGGAAGUGAAACCAGACGAGUAUGCCCUCUGCAACAUCCUUGCCCGCGAAGACUCGCUGGUGGUCUACCAGUACCCGGCCAGCACGCCCGUUGCCGAGGAUUCAGUCUCGUACGAUGUGGUGCUUCACAAGGACAUUACGCGAUCCCCUCAUGCAGCUUUCAGCCUUCUGCGCACCAAGGACCAAGUGGCGGCCGAGAUGUUCUUCAUGCUACUCAAGGACAAGCUGCCCCUGCUGCUGGAGUGUGUGCCCGACCUGCUCACCAAGGAGCUGGUGCAGGAGGUGGUGCAACUGGUGCGCUCCAACCCCACCUGGAACCUGGCCCACCUGGCCGCUCACCUGGGACUGGUCGACUGCUUCAAGAACACUCGGGUGGCUGCGCAAAUAUCGGAGCCUGCCCAGGACACUAUGGCCACACCCCUCCACGUAGCAGUGCGCGCCCAGAAGCUCAACUCUGUCCAAGUUCUCAUGGCCAUGGAUGCACCACUCAAUCUGAUCGACCACAACGGUGACACCAUCUACCAUGCUGCGGCUGUCACCACCAAGGAGCUCAUCAAGGCGCUGGGCUCCAGGCCUGCCCCAGUUGCUGUCAUCAACCAGGUCAACAAUGAUGGCUACACGCCUCUCCAGCUGGCAUGUCUCACGGACAAGCCAGAGUGUGUCCGCGAGCUACUCAAAGAGGGCGCAGACGUCAACUCUGCCUCUGUUAACCUGGCCGAUCGAAACAACAGCACCUGCCUAGGACGAGACAACGUUGAGCAGAAUGUCCACAACUUCCAGCUUGAGGACAUGAAGCACGGUGGCACUCCGCUCCACUGGGCCAAAACCACGCAGUGCCUGGAGACCAUGAUCGACCUUGGCUGUGACCUGGAUGCCAAGAACUUCCAGGGGAACACCGCCCUGCACAUCAUGGUUGCCAGAGGUCGGUUAAGCUGUGUCAUCAGCCUGCUCAGUCACGGUGCCAACGUCAACGCCAUUGGGAGCGACGGUGACUCGCCUCUACAUGUAGCCGUGCGGGUGGCGGUGCCCAACCAUGAAAACUGGUCUAUAUUUCUCGAGCAGAGCGAUGUGUCGCUGAUACACGCGCUGAUCGUGUUUGGGGCGGACGUGAACCAGCGGAAUCAGAAGGGCGAGACGGCGCGGCACCUGGCAGCUGUGUCCAAACUGAGCAAGAAGGAUGCCGUGCUGUACACGCUGCAUGCAGUCGGGGCACAACGCUGUGAGCAAGAGCGCGGCUGCAGUGACGGCUGCAACCCCACGGGCACCUUCGACGGGGCCCCGCCCGACAAGCCAGACUUCCUGCGGACAGCUCGCUUGUACGACGAGUUGAUGGGAGCGUCAAUUGUGCGAGAGGCGGUGCAGCGACGACUGCAGGAACGGCGCGAGGGACGACAGCAGCCGCGCAGUCGCGUGCUAUGUCUAGAUGGAGGCGGCAUCCGUGGCCUCAUCAUCAUCCAGAUGCUGGUUGCCCUGGAGGCCAUCAUUGGGCAGUCAAUCCUGGACUGCUUUGACUGGGCGGCCGGAACCAGCACGGGAGGUGUCCUGGCACUUUUGCUGGCACGGGGAAAAACCCCCCGUCAGUGCCUUCAGCUCUACUUCAGCCUUAAAGACAAGGUGUUCACGGGUACACGACCGCAUGAUGCCGACUCUUUAGAAAAAUUUCUUCAGCGAGAGUUGGGUGAGGACACCGUGAUGACGGACAUCAAGCACCCCAAGUUGAUGAUAACGGGCGUUCUUGCGGACCGACAUCCGGCAGCACUGCACCUCUUCCGCAACUAUGAUUCACCAAAGAAGAUCCUCGGAGUUGCAGAGGACGAGUCUGAAUUUCCAUCAUGCACGCCGCCACAUGAGCAGCUGGUGUGGCGGGCGGCACGAGCGUCGGGGGCAGCGCCCACCUAUUUCCGGCCAUUUGGGCGCUUUCUCGAUGGUGGGCUCAUCUCCAACAACCCGACCUUGGACGCCAUGACGGAGAUCUGCGAGUACAAUGAGGCCCUCAAGGCGACGGGCCAGGUGGACAAGGUGCGACCCCUGGGUGUCAUCGUGUCGCUGGGCACCGGCAAAGUGCCUGUGGUGCCAGUGACGGUCAUUGACAUGCUCCACAUGGGCACGGGCAUCCUGGGUGCCGCCAAGAUGGCCUUUGGAGCUAAGGCGCUCGGACAGCUCAUCAUUGACCAGGCCACACAAGCCAAUGGCCGGCUCGUUGACCGGGCACAGGCCUGGUGCCACACGAUCAAUGUGCCCUACUUCCGCCUCAACGCCCCCAUAUCCGCGGACGUGUGCCUCAACGAGACCGACAACAAGCUGCUAGUUCGGGUGCUCUGGGAGACUCUAGUCUAUAUGCGAGCUCGUCGCGCCGAACUCGAUGAGCUCGCCGAACUUCUUCGGCCCUGAGCGACUUGGGCCAAUGGACGCUCAAAAUCCUGUUCCAUCCCGUGACGCCACCACCUCGGGCCCUAGGGCCAGCCACCUGACACGGCUUGUGCAGACCGAAAGGGGUAGUGUGAUGCUUCUGGCCUUUCUAUCCUGAACAUCACCAAUUCGUGGCUGCUAAGCAGUCGGCAAAGGCUGGAGGCGCUUGGGCUGUUGUUUCAAAUUAUGUCAAUUUAUAGUUUGUUAUAUAAUUAUAUAGAGAAGGAUCAACAAAUUCUUCAUUUAUUUUUAUCGCAUGGUGUGAUAGAUGUGUAGUCAGUAACAAUGUGUUUUUUUUUCUAAAUCUACCACCCAGUUUUACGUAUACCGAAAGGUUCUGUCUGCAUUUAUGUUUGCCCUCCAGUGUUCUAGCUGGCUGCAUGUAAAAUUCCACAGAAUUCCACGUUUGAGUGUUUGUUUAUAAAAUGCUCUCAGAUCUUCGCAAUUUGUGUAUCCCAUACACUUUUUUGAAAACUUGCGCACGCGCACUCUGUAUGUGCCAGUGAAUUUUGCAUACAAGUCGAUGUGUCGCUUCGAUUUGCUAUCGCUAUUCGACACAGUUGAAGGUUCUUGGGACUGGCGUCUUUGAAUGUGCCUCAGUAGAUAAAAAAAAAUUCUUUGCAUUAUUUAUUUAAAAAAUAAAACCAGAUUUGAUGCAGUAGCCUGCUCAGAAAUUGCUUAUUGCAUUGUCUUCUUGAUGACUCGUGGCUAACUCCACCCAAAAAUCUGAUUUGCAUAACAAGUGCACAUCCGCAAAUAUUGCUGGGCAAAUGAUCUUCUGUGCAAAGCAUGUGCUGUCUGCAACUGUUUGCUGUCAGUGUCGAAUGAAGAAAGCACACAUUUAAUCGAUUUCAGUGCACUCAAUACUCGCAAUCUGUGACCAGCUAAGGUUCUAGCUUGCUAUACGACUGCUUUAUGUGACUUGCAUUCUAACUAGUGGUAUAGAACCAGCAUUGAGCUUCUGUUGCUACUGUGGGUGUGUUUCAAGCUAAGUAAGUGCGAUGCCACAAUGAGGUUUGACAACUCCUGCAAGCUGCCCUAAUGCUAAGGUUGAAUGCAACAUCAUGGGUGUUCAGAGAAGCACAGUUCGAUUUGCUAUUUCUCUAUUUCAACUAAAUUUUUAUGACAGCGAAAUCCCUCCACACAUCAGAACCGAGCUUAUUUUUUCAGUGCACGCUAUUGUUUCAGCAUGAAAAAGUCUUUAACUGAGUCAAGGUGGAAAGCUUGCCAUUUCUUGUUUGUCUGGUGGGCUUGCACAGACAAUUGAGUGUAUUUUAUUUUCAUUAUCAAAUUUUUCUGUGACACAGCAAUAUCCCUCCACAAAGUCGAACCUGAGUUUUUCACCUUAUGCCUUUGUUUCAGCAUGAAAAAGAUCUUAACUGAGACAAGGUGGGAAAUGAUUUUCUAUGCUUUCAUACUUCGUAAGCCUACUUUCAUCCAAUUUCGCAGUCCCGGGAUGGCGACUCAAUUUCUCUCUCUCUCUCUCGCGCGCGUGGCCUUAUUUCUAAAAUCAUCAUCAUCAGCCUAUAUUUAUGUCCACUAGUAGGCUUACGAAGUAUGAAAGCAUAGAAAAUCAUAAUUUUUUUUUGCGUAAGACUCUCUCAAAGUUAGAACAUCAUGCAACUGUGUAAGCCACAUUUCCCACCUUAUCUCAGUUAAGAUCUUUUUCAUGCUUAAACAAAGGCGUAAGCUGAAAAAGUCCAGUUCCAAUUUGUGGAGGUAUUUCGCUGUGUCAUAUAAAAAUUUUGUUGAAAUAAAAAAAUAAUCAGGACCCCCUCUAGAUGUCCUUAUUGAAUACACCCAGUGGUCACUGCACCUGAGAUGCAAUCAGUCAUGGGAGUUCUCUGAGCUUCGACUAGUUGUUAUAAAUGUGGAGUGAGAAUGACUUGCGUUACACUGCGACACAUUUGUUCCAGAAUUAUGGAAUGUGAUGACUUGCGUUUCAUGCCGAGCACACCACAGAUCAGUCACGGCUCACUGCCUUGUUUCACUCUGGAUAUUACCAUGAUCAGAUGUAAGCACUUCAACUAGAGUGCAAGGCAUCAGACUUGCACAAGAAGUUGGUGACAGUAAGCAACUCCGAGUGCUCAUUCAUUUCCUGCAAUGCAGGAAUAAGGCACAAGCAGUUCGCAUCUGCUGAGUGAACCCAUUGCUCGAAACCUUGCAUACCAAGUUUCUGAGACAUUGUCAUGGUUGCUAGAAAGAAGACAAGUGCUGUACAAAACUGCUUUUCAAUAUUUUAUGCAUUUUAAUGGCACGGUCAGUAUAGUGUGCCCCACUGGUGCUGCUACGUAGAUGUAGGCAAAUUGUUUUUGCGUGUGCUGGUACUAUUGCCAUUCAGAGCACAUGCACGUGACUGGCAGGGCACGCAUUUUUAAUUGCCUAAGCACAAACUGCACACUGUUGCAACAUCUCUUUCUAGAAUCUCUGUGAAAAACUCUGCGUUAGUUACCACUGUACAAUACUUUUCAACAGAUGGUUCUCGUGAUUGCUGCUACUUGUGUAUGCCGAUUGCAUAUAUGCUGGGUCCAUCUUCACGUAGCUUGUUUGGUAUUCACACCUCACGGACACCAGCGAGGUGUUUUUCUUGGAUGGCUCCGUCCGCUGUCUCUGAAACUCGCAGUUUUUCUUAUGUGAGCAGUGUCUGGCUGCCAGACCUGCUAGCACUUCUAUUUUUAUCUGGCAGCACCUUGGAAGCACUGUGAGAGAUGACUGCAUGUGUGCCGAGGUUUAGCAAAAUUGCAACGUGGGCAACCAACUUGCGGGAGUACUGACACAAACAUGAAAUUCUUGUGCAGCUUGGUUGGUUUCUCUGUAGCAUGGAUGGUUGUCUCCAACAAAACAUUAACGGCUAACGUUGCUUAGAACAUACGUAGUUUCAAAAGGCUGUGUGGCUAUCACAGAUUUCAGCAGAUCUGGCAAGAACAGUUGUUGAAAUAACCUCAUGCGUGAUUAUGACAAGGUUGAGGAUGAGCCUAGGCACGCAUACCAGAAUACACAACCGCAAACAGUGGUGCAGGUAAUGACAUCCUGUGACAGGGUGAUAACACAUUGGACGCAUUACUGACGAGCCUCUGAAUAAAAAAAAAAAAAAAGAAAGGCUACCCUUGAGACAGUUAUACCACUGCCAACAUGUUUACACUUUCAGACGAGCAAAAUGACGGUCAUUUUCUCAAGAUUACUGUACACUUUGGUUGAACGUAGCUUCAAGUGAAAACAAUGCUUUGUACAUCAGUACACACCUCUGCUAUGCUAAGUGUUUUUCACAGGUAGUAUGUCGGAUAGUUUGCUAUUCAGGGUAUGAUCAGUUUGCAAAUUUUUGCAUCAUUGGUUUAUGGCACUUUUGUAAGUUUUAAACCUACUACAAUUAAUUAAAUUCAAUGUAGUUUACAUACAGAAUAGCUACAUUUCAGGCUGUUAACAGAGAGAAAAAAAAAUAUCUUGCAUGAUGACAGCGAAGAUGCAGACUGUAAUGACACAGCAUAGUAUGUGUGACCAGCAGACAAAUUCUGCAUCUUGCACACCAUUAGUGCAUAUCACUGAUUUACGACUGAACACAACCACCAGUUGUGUAUGCAUCAACAUAGAUUUAGGCUAGCUACAUCCUGGUGAACUUGACGCUCAUUUUGAAUCAAAGCCAGGUCAGUCACAAUGAUAAUCAUAGCAGUGGAGCAAGCAUGAACCUGCGAUUAUUCUGUCUACAGUUACUCGUAAAAGAGAGAGAGAAAAAUAAUGUCAUUACUCCUUCGGAAGCUGUUUACAUUUAGUCGAACCUCGAUAUAUUGAAGCUCGAUUUAACGAAAUUUGCGAUGUAACGAACUAUUUUUAUUUCCCCCUCUUAGUUCUAUUGAAUUAACGAAACCUCGAUAUAACGAAAUUCUUGAUAUAACGAAGUUUUUCGCUGCAAGUACAACUUCGUUAUAUCGAGGUUUGACUGUAUUACACAUAAAGGUUCUGUUCAGCAUACUACAAUGAAGAACACUUGUACAAUUUUAACUCAAUUUUGAUGCCUCCUCUUAUAUAUUUCUCAAGCACAUCGUGUUGCAUCUGCGUGUAGGGCUGCAUUUACACAGGUUACCUAGUGAGCAGCCUCUCUUCACAACUUUAUGAAAUGCGUUGAGAGGUGAUUCUUCGGUAGGAAGUGCCAUUAUUUGCAAGUGGAGCAUUUUUGCCAUUUGGAGGGUGGCAAGUAGGGAGCUUCUGCAAGCUCUAAGCAGGCGUGGCUAUUUCAUUUGCCAAGCUGAGAGGGGCUUAAGCGCCCUAUGUACUUGCACGUGUGCUGGACUGCUCGCACUUGCGAUGCACGGAAUGGUUUACUACAUAUCCAUCGAAGAAAUUUACCUCCCUUGAAAUGUAAGCGACCCCUUAUGCACCAUAUAAAACUUCUGUAACUUCAGCACAAUGGAAUGCUAAACUAGCCCGCUCUCAAGCUUUGCAUUGCUUUUGCUUUGGCUAGUGUGAUUGACAGACACAGGGUUGUCACGCAUGUAUAAUAGCGCGCGCAAGGCAUUUUCACACAGUAAGAAAGACUCCACGUCUUCUAGUGUAACCAUGGCUCACUUCAUCUAAAGCAAUGGCCUCUGCAUAAACAGCGAAGGCGAGACGCUGUGGCAGUGCUGUUUUGGUUGUGCCUCUUUAAACUCGCAUUGCUAUGCAGAUUGAGUGAGAAUUU
Molecule: messenger RNA, 7389 nt
Organism: Dermacentor silvarum
Lineage: Eukaryota; Metazoa; Arthropoda; Arachnida; Ixodida; Ixodidae
Product: 85/88 kDa calcium-independent phospholipase A2
Exons: 16
Coding region: 240-2699 (819 amino acids)
Biological process (GO): lipid metabolic process; positive regulation of ceramide biosynthetic process
Cellular component (GO): mitochondrion
Molecular function (GO): protein binding
Source: RefSeq, a predicted model, not a curated record